Molecule: messenger RNA, 2184 nt
Organism: Plasmodium knowlesi strain H
Lineage: Eukaryota; Apicomplexa; Aconoidasida; Haemosporida; Plasmodiidae
Product: asparagine--tRNA ligase, putative
Exons: 1
Coding region: 1-2184 (727 amino acids)
Biological process (GO): asparaginyl-tRNA aminoacylation
Cellular component (GO): mitochondrion
Molecular function (GO): ATP binding; nucleic acid binding; asparagine-tRNA ligase activity
Source: RefSeq, a predicted model, not a curated record
AUGGGAAUAGCUUUCUCCCACCUUGUUCUCUCCAUCACUCUUCUUGGGCUGCUUGCCAGGGGUAUCCAAAGGAGUAAGGGAAGAGUAGGGGCGAAUGCAUUAACUCUUCAGUUGUGUGGUCAGAGGGGGCCCUUACGUCAACGGCGGGAAGGAGGAAUAAAAGCAACAACAAGGAGAACAACGACGAACACGACAACAGUCGCAGGAGGAAGAAGAAAGGGAGAAACAGCUCUCAUGAGAGGUGCUUUUCUUUUUAAGGACAACACAAAGUACAGUUGGUACUUCUCCAGGGGGGCACAUGGGGCAUUGGAUUGGAGCAGAUCUCCAGGGAGGAAACGAUUUUUUGCAAAACUGAGCGGUGAAAAUGGCUCACAGUGGAUAAGCAACGUUGGAGAACAGACAGGUAAACAUGUUGGCAACGAAUCGGGUGAGAAGUCGGGUGAACGGUCGGGUGAGAAGUCGAGUGAAGCUUUCCCAUCCUUUCCGUCUGGUGCUCAACACCUGGAACCAAGUGGACGCACAAAAAUAAAAGAUAUUCUUGGGGCCCAAGUCACUCACCGUGAAGGGCAAAAAUAUACAGUUUGUGGAUGGGUCAAAUCAAUCAGAACAGUAGGGAAAAAUCGCUUCUCCUUUAUUGACAUCAACGAUGGCUCUCACGUGAAAAACCUACAAGUCGUAAUCGACUCUGGUAUCCCCAACUAUGGACAAAUUUCUCGGUUGCUUAGGGAUGACGCGGUGGAAUGCGUGGGAGAACUGAAGGGCUCCUUGGGGAGGAAGCAACAGGUGGAGCUCUGUGUGCAGGCCGCGGAGAAGGCGCACUACGUGAAACUCCUCGGAAAGUUGGACGGUGGUGUUGACGUAGGGGAGGAGACCAAUGAUCGUGGUUUAGGGGAGAAAGGUAGUGGCGAUGUUGACGUAGGGGAGGAGACCAAUGAUCGUGGUUUAGGGGAGAAAGGUACUGGUGAUGUUGGCGUAGGGGAGAAAGGUAGUGGCGAUGGCGGCUUGCGCAGCUCCCCAUCCAAGCACUACGCCAUCUCCAAAAAGUACCACACCAAGGAACACCUGAGGUGCUUCCCCCACCUCCGAGCAAGAACCAAACUUUACAGUAGCGUAUUCAGACUCAAAUCCGACAUAGUAACGGAAACGUUUAAUUUCUGGAGAGAGAAGAACUGCACGUACAUCAACACACCUGUACUAACUAGCAACGACUGCGAGGGAGCGGGAAAAUUAUUUCACGCAACCACGCUAAUGUCUCAGGUGAACCACAGGGGUGAACACACCAAUGUAAAUUUCCAUGAUGGAUAUGACACUGAUGAAGGGUGCAAAAGGGAAGUUCAAAAAGAGGAAGGUUAUCCCCACGAAGGGAACAACCCUUUCGCCAGAGAUUUUUUUAAAAAACCAUGCUACCUAAACGUGUCCAGUCAACUAGCCCUGGAAUGCCUCUGUUGUUCCAUGGGAGAUGUAUUCACGCUUAACCAGUGCUUCCGUGCGGAAAACUCCAAUACAGUAAGACACCUGAGCGAGUUCCUGAUGAUGGAAGUAGAAUUGGCCUUCUGCAAUUUGUCUUCCAUAAUAUCUAUUGCAGAAGAGUACAUUAAGGCGAUGAUAAAAUUUGCUCUGUACAAAUCGGAGGAUAUCGACUACAUCAAUGAACACCAUGAUCAAGGAUUGAAGCAUAAGCUACAGAACGUUUUGCAAAAACCAUUCGUUGUAAUCACGUAUAAUGAAGCUAUUCAUGUGAUUAAGAAGAAUAUGGUUCGUACAGAUGAACUACCUGUACGUACAACCGACUUAACUCUUGAGGAGCAGAAGUUCUUAACGGAUAUGCACUUUCGAUCUCCAGUUGUUGUUAUUAACUACCCACAAAAUAUGAAGCCUUUUUACAUGAAUCUAAAUGAGGAUGGAAAAACAGUAGCUUGUAUGGAUAUCCUCCUUCCGGAGGUUGGAGAAGUGGUUGGCGGAUCAGAAAGGGAGAUAAGGAUACACACCUUGGAGAGGAGGAUGAAAGAGAAACGUCUGGAUCUCCAACUCUAUGAACCAUACUUGGAACUUCGCCGUUAUGGUAAUAUCCCUCAUGCGGGUUUUGGGCUUGGCAUGGAUAGGCUUAUUAUGUUUAUCACCUCCAUGGUUAACAUCCGCGAUGUUGUUCCCUUUCCGCGCGCCCCCGGUUCGCUCUUUAUGUAG